Adineta steineri is the source of this 1611-nucleotide messenger RNA. NCBI's taxonomy places the organism in Eukaryota, Metazoa, Rotifera, Eurotatoria, Adinetida, Adinetidae. The record is from the annotation of a GenBank genome assembly.
AUGAAAUUUGAUCAAUUACCAAAUGAAAUAUUAAUUGAAUGUUUGGAAUAUCUUAAUACAUUUGAUAUAUUUUAUUCAUUUGAUCAAUUAAAUUAUCGUUUUAAUAAACUAAUUCGAAAUAUUUUAUUAAAGUUAAAUUUAUCAGAAAAAAAUCAAAAAUUAUUUCGAGAACUAUUCUAUGAAUUGACAAUUAAUUCACAACUUCGAAAUCAAAUUAUUUCAUUAAAAAUAUCAAAAACAUGUAAUCAAUUUUUUUCAUUAUUUUUAUUAACUGAUUUUUCUCGAUUACAAUUGUUAACAUUAAUUGAUCUUGAAGAUACAGAUAAUGAAGAAAAACAUUCGAUAUUAUUAUCAUUAUCAAAUUUUUAUAAUGGUUAUCCAAAUGAUCUAAAAUAUGAAACUUGUGAAAUAUUAUCGAAUGUAUUAUUAUCAAAAAUUCAAAUAAAAUUCCAUAAAAUAAUAUUUCUUACAUCAUUAACAAUUAAACGAUGUUAUUUCAAUGAUAUAUAUCAAUUAUUUAAAUAUGUACCUAUGCUUAACUAUUUACAUAUCGAAAGAUUUAAUUUUGCUCGGGAUAGAAGAAAUGAAAUAAAUCAUAUAUCAGUAUGUGCAUUUUAUUUCAAACAAUUUAUUGUUUAUUAUUCAGAAGUUGAUUUUGAUAUAUUCGAAUUCUUAUUAAAACAAACACCAAACUUAGAAAUAUUAACAAUAGAUAAUAGUUUUGUAGUGAAUAUGAUCGAUGAUAAACGUUGGCAAAAUUUAAUUCAAUCAUCAUUACAUCAUUUAAAGAUAUUCAAAUUUCAAUUCGUUGUUUCGAUUCAGAAGAAUAUUAUUUUAGAUCAAUUUCAAAAUGAUUUUUGGUCUAAGGAUCAUCAUUGGGAUGUUGUUUGUGGUGUUAAUUCAACUGAUACAACUUUUUUUACUAUACCAUAUCGAAAUAAUAAAUUUGAAUUAGAUUCCGAAACAAAAAUAUCUGGUAAUACAUUAAUCAAUAAAUUAAAAAUAUUUAAAUAUGUUACAGAGUUAUUUAUUGAUAUUUUAAAUGAAAAUUUUCAUGAUUAUUAUUUUGAAAAUGUUGAAUCAUUAAGCAUAUAUAAAAUAUCAAAUUAUUUGAAGAAAUCUCGUAUUGAUCAAAAACAAAAAGAGAAAUUUUUCGAAUCACUUCCAGUUAUCGUAAAUUUAUCUAAUCUUAAACAUUUGGAUAUUAUACGUAUCGGCGAUAUAAUAUCAUCAACUGAUUUAUUAAACAUAUUGAAAAAAGCACGAAAAUUAUCAUCAUUAGAAAUUAGAAAAUCUAGUUUAAUAUCAUUUCUUACUAAUGAUGAAUUAUGUCAAUAUUUGAAUGAAAUGAUUAGGAUAUUAAUUAUUAAUAAAUAUUAUGAUGAUCAAUUUAUUGAAUUUAAUGACUUGAAUAAGUUUUGUCAGGUAUUUUCGAAUAUCGAACAACUUCAAUGUGCAAUUGGUCACACUUCUGUUUUUCUCUACAUUAUAAAUCAUAUGACAAAAUUAAACGAUCUCAGAAUUAGAUUAUUCAAUGAUUUUAAUCAAAAUUCAUUGAUGUCGUUGAAAACGAUGGCAUUAAACUUAAACAUAAACUGUACUUUUGUAUAA